ACAAUUAGAACUUCAUCGUAGUCUUUAAGCCAGUUUAACAGAUCGAUAGUGUACGUAAAUUCUUACUGAGACACAAUAAAUUAACUUGUAAAUAAAUUUUAAUCUAUAAACGGUAUUAAACAUAGGGAAAUUACAGCCUAACGAGUGGAUAGCCCUUAUAAAAGGAAAUUCACAAUAAAAACCAAAACUUUCCUCUAAUGUAUCGAGUAUGGGAGCAGGAGCAGGAAAACCAUCUGAAAAAGUUGACCUAGAAUGUGAUCCAUCAGACACAAGGAUAAGUGUACUUGGAAACUCGGCAAAUAAAACAAGCAAUGAGUUUACAGUACCUACAAAUACGUUGGUAUCUGGGAGCAGAAUUUCUUUCGAGGAAAAGACCAAGAUUAAGAUAACAUUUAAAGGAGGCGGUGUUUUACGUAUCGGGUUAACCAGUAUUAAUCCGUCAGACAACGAAAACAUUCUUGAGGGUUCUGUAUUUGAGAAGGAGGAAGGCUUUAACUCAGGGGAACAGGAAGCAGUUCGCAUCUUGUACAAAACUAAAUAUUCUUCGUUUCGCUAUGGACCAGAGGGCGAUGAAAUUGAGAAUGACUGUGAAAAUAUCCCGGCAAACCUUUGGUUGUAUGUUAUCCAUGUGUAUGGGACUCCAGAUGUAGAAGCCGAUCUAUCAGAGGAAGAGGACAGAUAUGAAAAGAUAUUACUGUGUUCUGCCAGAAGUGGUCAUGGAAGUAGUGCAUCAAUAGCAUCAAAUACAGCAAGAUGCAGAUUCAGUAAACCUGUUGUAGCUGGUGAUGUCUACCAUUGCCACUGGGAUAUGAAACUGUUAAACGAAAAUAUAGCAGAGAAGCCACCAUCUCAUGGUUUUAUGAGCCUGAAACUUGUAUCGAGAAAUAUAAAUAAAGGUUCACCUGAUGAGGAAGAUGUAAUAUGGGAGCGGAGCAGCGCCGUCCAAGAAUAUCCGUUCAGUUCAGUGAUCGCCUUCCGGUUAAGUUUACACGAGCGACAAGUAUCACAUAAUUUGUUUGUUGUGUCCGUUGGAAACACGACAAAAGAUGUCUUCUCGGUUAAAGGAAAACUUGAUCCAGACACAUUGCAUUUUGAAAUUGAAUUUAGCAGCGGUGAAAUUCAGGUUACACAUGGGAGAAGAUUGAUAAUAGCGCAAGAACUAGGAAGCACUAUUCUAAUAAGCGGCUAUCAAUUUGACGACGAAGAGGCAACCAUAGAUGAAGCGAUUACUGAAAUCAGAUCAAAAAUAGAUUUCAAACCUAGGCGGCUUCAGUAUGGAAACAGUCCAUCAAGUUUCGUCCUGGAAUUCAAUGAAAAAAUAACAGAUCUAAGUCUUAAAGAUAUUCAACUUAAUUUGAGGUGUAAAGGCCAGAGAAUAAACGAAACAAAAAGUGUUCAAGUCCUUUUAAAUGGCGCGGAAAAAAUUAAUAAAAACGAUGUGGUAGAUUUAUUAGAAGCUCGUUUUACCAGGAAAAAAGCUGGUGGUGGAUCUGUUAAGAGUAUAGAGUUUGAAGAAGACAUUCCGGGCUGUUGGGUAAUCAAUUUUGAAAAAAGUGAAAUUGCACGGAACGUUUGGAUGAAGAACAAAUACAGUUUAUUUGAUGAUCAACACGUCAAAGCUCUUGUCCUACCAAAGUACAAAGAACUUGGAUUAUCGGUAAAUGGUGGUAAAAAACCAACUUCAGACCUUACGCCUUUGGUUGUUGAUGUAGACAGAAACAAACUCAGGUUUAUCAAGUCAAGAAAUGCAGAAAAGAAGUCGUUUGUUGAUGCUUUAAAUGAAAGAAUCAAAGUUGACGUGCGUUGGGAGGAACAAGAAGACACCGACGAAUUCGAGGAUCAACAAAAUCUAGUUGCUGAGGACACUUCAAUAACUUUUAAUUAUUGUGGAUCCGAGUCGGAUUGGAAAAAGUCAGCAAAUUGGAAAGAUAUAACAAAGAGAGCAGUAUCAAAUUAUUUCAAAACGGCAAUACAUGUAUAUGAAGUAAAAUUUGAUUGUGAUGAUAAUAUCACCGAUAAAUUAAAUGAUCUCAGGGCACAAUACGACUUUGAAUUUGAGGAAGAUCUUGAGAACAAUUACAUUAUUCUAUACGGGUCAAAUGAAAGUAGCUUAAAAGAAGUUGCUAAAAAGGCCGAAACGAAAGCUAUAUUUCCAGAGAUUAAAACCAUAUAUAUGGAAAACAUGGUACCAAAAUAUUUAGCGUUAGACGCGGAAGGACUACUGAACAAGGUGAAAACCGAUUGUCCUUCUACAUCUUUCAAGGUGAAUACGGAUGAAGGAAAAAUCACUUUAAAGGGUCCAACUGAUGAAGUGGGUAAUGCUGAGCGUUGUAUACUAAAGUUAGCUUUAGAACUUGAAUCUGUUGAACUGCUUAUUGAAGCAGAACGUGUCAUGUUUCUGCAAAAAGGAGGUCUUGAACUACUCAAAGAACAAUUCCGUAAAGACAACUUAAACCAUAACCUCACUUUAUAUGAAAUGAAAAAUGCAGUCAUUGUUACAACUUACAAAGGAAAUGAAGGUAUUGAAAAGAAGAAAAAGAAGAUGUUAGAUGUCAUUAGAAAUCUUAUAAAAACAUAUGAAAUUUAUGUUGACAAAGAAGAGCCCUUGAGUAAUUUUGCCACAGCACAAUGGAAGCAAUAUAAGGAAGAGAUUAUUGAGAAAGCAAAUGGCCCCGUGGUUAUUUUGGAACCAGUAAACAACCGGACUUUAAAGAUUAUUGGUACAGACGAAACAGUCAAAGCUGCAAAAAUGGACGUAGAAAAUUAUUUGAAAAGUCACAAACUUGGAACAGUAACGAUGCGCGUGCCAGUAGAAAUUGCAAUGUAUCUAGAUGAGUUUAAGGCUGACGAUAUUCGGAGUAAUAUCGAAUGUGGAAAAGACAGCAAUGGUUUGUAUUCUGGGAAACUUUCUCUUAAAUGUUCACCCGACGAUAUUAGCCGUUUGCAUAAAUCUAUAGAAAGAAACAUAACAGAAAUAAAGCAACAUUGGUUCGUAAUGAAGGAAAAAUGGAUAGCAAGUGUUAUCCAGGACCUUGUAGACCUGAAGACCUUAUCACAUAAUGAAAGAUUUUUAUUGGAUGCAUAUAUAGGACACAGUCUUGCAGCAUAUGGAAUUGCGGGAAUUUCUGUGUUUUCUAAAAACGGAACAAUCAUCCAAGUCAAGCGAGGUGACAUCACAUUUGAAACAACAGCAGCGAUAGUUCAUAAUACAAAUGGGCAUGUUAAAGCAUUUGAGAAAGGAAUAGGCAAAUGCCUGCAAAAUAUUGGUGGGACUGAAAUCAGAGAUGAACUUUUACGAGCUAUUGAAGAAAGAAGAUCAAAAAUUGGCGAUAAAUUGAUUGAGCGCAUCAAUACCGAUACGCACGAAAGAAAGGUCAUACAAGGCCAAGACAAUGAAAUACAAGAAAGAAAUAAUAAACCUUCCAACAGUGGCUUUAAAAAUGGUGAUAUUGUAUUGACGGAGUCUGGUCAACUUCGCUGUUUAAAAGUCAUUCAUGUAUUUUCCCCAAGAUGGAUAGAUGGAAAACAAUCAGAAGAAAAGGAGAUGAAGACAUUAGUUCGAAAGAUAUUACAGACAUGUCAGGACAAGAAACUUGCAUCAGUGUCUCUAUCGGCGAUUGGAUGUGGCGCUGGAAAGUAUCCUCACGAUAAAGCAACGUCAUAUAUUGUAGAAGCUGUUGCGGAUUUUGUUGAAAAUAAUAAAGAAACGGUAAUCAAGGAAAUAGUGCUUUGUGAUAGUUCAGAAGCUGCAGUGAAGAAAUUUACAGAAGCUCUUGGAAAACUCAAAAGCUCUCACUGGGUUUUCUUUGAACAUGGGAAACCUUUACAAGUGGAUGAUUUCCUGACGUCAUCAAUCAGGAAAGCCGAAAAUAAGUUAGUGAUCCGACCAAGCUCGGGUCGUGCACAACUAGAGCGUCCAAGAACUGGCUUAAGAUGGAGAAGAGAGAAUGCUUAUGGUUUCAAGCGUGUAAAACAGCCUGACAUAAAAAGAUCUACAUCUAAUGAAGAAAUGAACGAUUUAUUUAAAGACGGACUUCCAUACAAAAUCCCUAUAUCAGACAAUAUGAAUCUACAUGUUGUGAGAGCUGAUUUGACCAAACAAAAGGUAGACGCCAUUGUAAACACAACGUCAGAGUUCCCCAAUUUAACGGGUGAAAUAUCGAAAGCGAUAUUAAAUGCUGGCGGAAAUACAAUUAGGCAAGAAUGCCAAAACUUGGAUACGAUUUCAGAGGGUGAAGUCAAAUCUACUGGAUCCGGUCUGUUGAAAUGCAAAAAACUCAUUCAUGCUAAGAUUCCGAUGAGGUGGGAUUCACAAAACGGAGAAAAGUUUGUAAGUGAUCUGGUAUCAAGAUGUCUCGCUGAAGCAAUCAGUCAUGGCUAUUCUUCAAUUGCCUUUCCUACAAUAGGAACGGGACAUUCAGGAUUUCCUGCUGACAAAGUAGCUAAUGCUAUGGUGAAGUCAGUAUGUGAAAUUGGACAUGACGAAUCUCCGCUUAAAGAUGUUUUCAUUGUCGUUUAUUCGUUGGAUGAUGGUAUAUGUAAGAUAUUUGAAGAUGUUGUUCCGCACUUUUUCAACAGCGUCGCAACUCACGGUACCGGAAUGUCCAUUAGCAAGAAAGGUUCCCAAAUGCCACCGAAACAUAAAACUGUCCGAUAUGUCUCGCCACCGUCGUUUGACAAACAUUCGGAGAUAGAUGACGUCGUCGUUUUCAAAAUUGUUUCAAAAACUAGUGGUGAAAAGAUCCAAAAGAAAAUUCAGGAAACAGUUAAAAAACAAAUAAAAGAAGAAAAGUUGAAUUUCCAGGAACUAUCAAACGAAAAAACGCUUACAGAAGUUGAGGAACGUUCUUUAAAAACCUUGGAAAUGAGUUAUGGUGUAAACAUUGAGAUCGAUAAAAAAUCAAAACUCGUAAAGAUUUUGGGACUCUCGGACCGUGUGAGUGAAUGUCAUUUUGAAGUCGUUGAAUUACUGAGGGACACAUUUCCGAAGAUGCGCUUGAAGUCAAGGAAUAUUAGAACAAUCGCGGAGACAGUGCAGUGGUAUUACGGCGAUGCUGAUGGAAAUUCUCACCCUGUUGAUGUCACGGAUAAUUACGAGAUACACAUGAACUAUCUCCAUGGCAAUGGCAACGAUUUCACCUAUGAGAACCAAACAGAGAAUAAAACGUACAAAGUGAUUAUCAAUGAUUUAAUGGAACACCCAAUAGAUGACCCGAAGAAGAAAAGGCGCCUUUAUCUUAGGACAAAGGUUGAUGAAAACAUUCCCUUGCCUGACAAUUGGACGAUUGCACUCGACGAAAAUAAAAAAAUGGAACAAAUUAAACUAAAGGAGAAUGAUGCUGAAUUUAAUGAUGUAAAAAACAAAUUCAUCAAGGGAGGAUGUAAACCGAAACAGAUCGUAAGCAUAUCCAGAUUGGAGAAUAAAUAUUUGUGGCAACAAUACCAAACAAAAAAGAAACAGAUUGAAUCUCAGAACCUUAACAUACAAAACGAAAGACAGCUCUGGCAUGGGACUGACGUUGAUACUGUUCCAAAAAUAUUCAAACAUGGAUACAACCGUAGCUUUACUACAGCACAUAUGUAUGGAAAGGGUGCAUACUUCGCUGUACAAUCAUCAUAUUCCGACAGAGAUAGCUACGCUAAACCGGAUGUGAAUGGUGUCAAACGAAUGUUUUUAAACAGAGUGCUUGUUGGCGUUUCUUGUGUUGGACACGGGGACAUGGCAUUCCUUCCUGAGAGACCAGAUAUUAAGUCCAGUAAUUUUCCCGUAUGUUACGAUAGUGCAGCCGAUUUAAGCAAAAAACCAAGCAUAUAUGUGAUCUUUCAUGAUACGCAAGCGUACCCUGAAUACUUGAUUGAAUAUUCAUAAAAGUAUUAUGUACUUUAUAUAAAUAGAAUGAUUCUGGUUAUCUGCCGAUAGGUUUACAGUAGCAAUACAAUUUCUGAAACAAAUGAUAUGCUUGCAUUUAUUUAUAUUAUGAUCGCGUUUAUCGUCUUAGAAACAUAUUCCAAGUUUAUGAAUUAUGUUCAUAUUUCUUACAAAUAAAAUGAGAUCCUCGGUGAACAUGAAACGACGGUUUAUGUUAAUUAGCCAAGCACAUGCUUUCUUUUACUUGGGGACCAUAUGUUGCUUUGUAUAACAUGGCUAACAAGUGUCAUUUUUAUAGAUCUAUGAGCACAUUUACUACCAUUCUUUAUCUUAAAUUAUGGUUUGCAGACCCAAUUGGGCACCAAUUGGAAUCAGCUCUCAUUACUUUUAUUGUUUUCUAUAAUGUAAAAUGAAACAUUUAUUUUUUCAAAUAUGAACACACUUCACCCUAAUUUGUUUCAGUGACGACAUCCAAUUUUGACAUUGUUGCCUAAAUGCCAAACAUUAUGACAUAUUGAUAGGGAUUGCUUUUGCAUAAAAAUAUAAGGUUCAGUGCAAAUUACUUUCUUUUUUGAUAGCUUGAUAGUUUUAAAGAUAAAGUAGAGUUUUUAUAAUCGCUGUUAUUUUCUCCAUAGCCUAUUGUGUACAUAAUGAAUAAUAUAUAAAUAAAUAAAUGAUUUUAGAUAGAAGAUUUUAACAAUUUAAAAACUGACAAAUUGUUUGAUUCUGUAAUGUACACCAAAACAGCUUUGGCACAAUUCUGUAAUCAAUGUUCUCUGUUCGUUUCAUUUCCUUUAUCAGUAUUUCGUUUGACUGUCACUUUUUUGUUAAUACAGAGACUAAAGAGAGGAAUUAAACUUGCUUAACAUGUAAAGGUUUUAUGUACAUACACCUUUUUGAACAUUUUGAUGGUCUUGUAGAUGUUAACAUUUUGAUGAUAUGAAGUCAUUCUUUUAACAUGAACACAAUUCAUUUUUUACAGUUAGUAUAUUUUCAUAUUUUAAAUGAAGUAAAUGAAUUGCAUAUUCUCAAUAAUGUUGAAGCAAUAGUUAGGUGUAGAUAUAUUCAAGUGAUAGAUAGUGUGUUAUUUUCGUGUCUGACAGUAAUUUUAUUUCCAGAGGACUAGUAUAUUUGCUGUUUCAUUUUCUUUAUUGCACAAGGUGGUGUAGGCAAAUAUUAUUUAUCAUUUUAUUCAAGACGAAUGAUUGGUGUACAUUUUUAUAAUGUGAUGCUGUUUUGACAAAAAAAUGUUUGAAAAAAACCACCAAAAAUCAAAGAAUGUGUAUUCAUUUCCAGAUAGUUAAGAAUGUGUAUUAAUUUUCUGAUGUUUAAGAAUGUGUAUUCAUUUUCUUGUAUAAUUUAAGAAUGAGUAUUCAUUAUCUGAACUGAUGAUGACACAUUAUUAUUAAAAUUCAUUUCAAAUCCUUUUUCUAAAGUUCAAUUUAGAUUCUCAUCAAUACGUUAAGCUACUUAGUGUUUUAUGCUAAUAGUAUUUGAAUUAAGUCAAUAUUUCCCGAAUGCUACUCUGCUACAGUAAUACAAUUCUUUAUCUGUGAACGUGUUUUUUUUAUUAUGUCUCAAUUUUCACCUGCAAUAUAGCAUAUACUUUUUGUGUCUAAUCACAAAAUUUAUAUGUUUAAAUUGAUAAUACUGGUCAACAAUAUCAAUUAAUAUUUAAAGGGAUUGCAUUGAGGUUUAAAAGCCUAAAAACAUAACAUUUUAAUUUCUUACACGAAUGAGCUAGUGCACUUUAAACAGAAAUAUAUGCAAAGAUACUUAUGAAAUAUACUUUGAAAUAAAUUGAAAAUUAUAUUUUUAUGCUUUUCUUAGCCCUAUUUGAGCGUUUAAACGCUAUUCAUUUUGGGUCUUUUUUUACAAUUUGAAUAAUUAUUCUGGAAAAACGAAGUGCGCGAAUGAUCUGAACUUUUGCACAAAGAUUUGUGGUCUAAACCUACAUCAUAUGGUACAUUUAUCUGGAAAAUAUAUUUUCAGUCCCAUCAUCUCAAAAAGCCUCAGUUGACUCCCUUUAAAUAAAAUGCUGAAUUUUAUUUCCUUACACAGUUAACAAUUUAUGACAAAUAUUUUUAUGUACAUCUUCAAAAAUAUAUUCACUUACAGAGUC
This is a messenger RNA of Ruditapes philippinarum (Manila clam), 7991 nucleotides long. RefSeq names its product protein mono-ADP-ribosyltransferase PARP14-like. Lineage: Eukaryota; Metazoa; Mollusca; Bivalvia; Venerida; Veneridae. The coding region runs from base 209 to 5869 and encodes 1886 amino acids. Gene Ontology annotation, biological process: negative regulation of gene expression. Gene Ontology annotation, molecular function: transcription corepressor activity; NAD+ poly-ADP-ribosyltransferase activity. Gene Ontology annotation, cellular component: nucleus; cytoplasm. The transcript is spliced from 26 exons. The record is from RefSeq and is a predicted model, not a curated record.